Messenger RNA from Racocetra persica, 254 nucleotides. The record is from the annotation of a GenBank genome assembly. Lineage: Eukaryota; Fungi; Glomeromycota; Glomeromycetes; Diversisporales; Gigasporaceae.
GAAGCCUUCAAGACAAGAGACAGAGAUAACUAUAGCAAAAUAGCUCAAGAGAUAGAAAGUCUUCUGAAAACUGAAGAGAAAGAAGAACCAAAAGAAGAAACAAUAAAUAAGGAUGUCUCUUCUAGUAUAGUUGAUAAAAUAGAAGACUUGCAAAAAGAAGCUAAACAAGCAACCACAAGAGAUGAGCUAGCACUAGAUAGCCUAUCAUUUAGAAAUAAUAACAAAGAGAAUAACUCUCCUCAAGAGAAUAUAUU